Messenger RNA from Physcomitrium patens, 3981 nucleotides. The record is from RefSeq and is a predicted model, not a curated record. NCBI's taxonomy places the organism in Eukaryota, Viridiplantae, Streptophyta, Bryopsida, Funariales, Funariaceae.
UUUUUUUGGUUUUUUUCCUUCUUCCCGGAUUCUUGAUUGCGCUUCCAUGGCCUCUCUCUAUGUCCAACCUUCAUUGCUUUUACUCAAUUUUCCUCGCCCGUCGCUGUUCUCUCGAUUGAUAUGCUUCUUGCCUCAAUGCGUUAAAUAUUCUGCCCGUUUUGCUCCAAAGUCGAGAAACUCUCACAUUACCUGCGACCAUGGUUCUGGAUUUAAAGAUGUGAUGUCGUUCUCAUUACUGUGCUCGUAAUUUCAGGCGUAUAAAAUUCAUGUUCGGUUUCCUGGUGUAUCGUUUUUCUUUUAUUUUUUUUCAUUUUUUCAUUUUUCAUUUUUUUCGGUCUUGAAGUCUUGCAUUUCGAAAUUGAGUGAAUUGAGCGAAGGUCUGCGAUACAGAGAAAACGUAGGAUCUUUUUUUGAAAAUAUGCAUGCCUCGGCUGUUACUUAGUUUAUUUUGGAAUGCUGCAAAUACAGGCAGUUUUUAGCAGUUUUUAGCAGUUUUUUUUUUUUUUCGGGUGUCUGUUGGCUUCUUUCUUGCUGUUUCCGUCAUGGAAAUUUCAGGUCAACGACAUUAAUGUUGAAACACUCCCGAGCGGGCCUUCUCACUGCUGUUCUAUGUGAACGAAGUUCUCAUUCUUUAAUUUCUUUACUCUCAUGUUUUUCUGGUCGCUGUUUUUUGAACUUAUUUCUAACACUUCUUUGUUUCAGUGCCUCCCGUUGAUUGCAGUAUUAUCAUUCUCUUAGAGAGUCUUUUUAUGCCUGAUCGUCCUUCUUGGAGGAUAUGCAUUGUUGCAGUAUUGUGACAUUUUCUUGAGUCCUAGUUACCAAAGUACAUGUUCGUGAUUGUGAGGAACCAUGGAAGACUCCUCUUCAUCGGGUGACUACAUUUUUGAUUUAAAACACUACUUUUUCUUGCAGGAACCUUUUGUUGUUGAAUCUGGUAUAUUGUCUUUUAGGAUCAUUAGAGUCGGAUACGAUUCAACCGUGAGUAGGUGUCGUGCAUUGUGGCAUGAGUGAGAUUUUUCUUUUUACAGCAUUCGACUAUCUUGUGAAAGUAUCGUAGAUUUAAUAAAAUUAAAUAGAUGGCAGAUUCUAUGGGGGAGCUGACGAUUAAUGGUGGUACAUCUUUUUCACUUUCGAAUUCUGGUCCACUACCCCUAGACGUGACAGCGGAGGCUUUGCAUGUCCGCCCUCCUCCAUUUGAUCCUCUGGUGCAUCCUCACUCUCUAACGUUGGCGCAUGAACUUGUGUCAAAUGGGGAAGAAUCUGAGCAUAAUGAUGCAGCUAUGGAGGCCGUGGUUGACAUGAAUAGUCAGGGACCGGGGAACCUAGAUGACGAUGAUGUGCCAUCUGAUGGCGAAGAAUCUGAUGGUAAUGACUUAAUUGGUGAUGGCAAAGCUGAAUCUUUUGAGCAGAACGCGAAUGCUGUUAGUGGGGAAGAUUCACAGAAUGCUCUUCGAGACGAACGGAGGAGCAAACGGGCCGAGUCUUGGGCACGGGCUAGGUUUGAUGCGUGGAGAGGUGUGAACAAGAAACCCACCACUGAAUCUAUUGAAGAUUUGUGUGAUCGUGAUAUGAAGGAGUUGGGAGAGCUCGUGGGACUUUUCCUUACUCAAGUGCGUAAACAGAAUGGCAAGGAAUAUCCUCCUGAGACCAUUGGAAGCCUUCUCAGGGCCUUGGGUCGAGUUAUUCGUGCUCAUCAAGAGGUUCGUAUUGCUGAGACACAGGUACCUGAGGUACCGUUUAAUAUAAUGUCAGAUGUUAGAUUCAAGAAAGCCCGACAAGCUGUGAGCGAUAAUGUAGCUUCGGCUGGUAGGCUCGGUUUGGGGAAAAGACGCAAGCGCAUCGAUGUUUUAACUUUGCAUGAUGAAGCGGCCAUGCUUGCUCUUUCUACUUACAAGGCUACAACUGCAAAGGGGUGCUCCAUGCGGUUUGCGUAUUUCUGCACUCGGAAUUUUUUCAUCCGUGGCCCAGCAGAGCUUCAUGAACUUACAGACAUGGACUUUUCACUCGGAAAGGAUCAUCACGGCGAGUUCCUGCGCUAUGAGAAGCGUCCCAAAAGUUGGAGUUCUGAUAGCCCGCAAAGCCAACCUGAGAAAUUCUCUCGUCCCGUGACGUGCUACAUUGAAGAUGUUGUGUCGACGUAUAAAAUCAUGGUAGAACAUAAACCUAAAUGGGCUGAAGAUGAGCCUCCUCCACGGCCAUUUUUUCUCACCGAUAUCAAGAAUCCAACGUCAAGGACUGUGUGGUACACACGGUCACCUGUGGGAGUUAGAACAUUAGCAAGCUGGUUGAGGAUGAUGACUAAAGAAACUGGUCUUGGAGGAGAAUACUACACCAAUAAGACGGGGCGGACUACUGGUCUUGGAAGAUUGCAAUACGCUGGAGUACCUAUUGAUCAAGACAUGCUUGCAACAGGUCCUAGAGUUGCUGGAACGUAUGCUAGGGAUGAUCCUGAAUUCGAGGGCAUUCGGGAAAGAGCAAUGCAGCGGAUUGUGUCAGGAGAGGUCGACAAAUCAACAGGAAGGCUUAUUGAUUGGUCGAAAGCUCUGGCAUUAGAAAUGGAACUGUCCAAGAAGCCACAGUCUGCAGGUACAGGUAUACAAACAAUGGCAAUCCAAUCAUACAGCCGGGAUCUCUGCGCCAAUCUUUGUUGUCAAGAUGUUGGGUCAGAAGGGUCCGAGCUAACUAUGUACAAAGAAUAUAUUGGCUGUGACACAUGCAAACAAGACACUCACUCGAAGGACGCCUAUGAACAAUACCGUGGUUUGGUUGAAGAGUUGGAAAAAACAAAGGAAAGACUUGUUCAUCUCGAGAGGAGGUUGCAGGGCAAGGAGUUUGACGGUACAGGGGAUCUAGAUCACAUACCUCCACCAUAUUCAGAUGUUGUCUUCGAGUCACUAGAUGGUCGCAAGGUUUACGGACACAGAGCCGUCUUGGCCAGUCAAUCCGAUGUCUUCAAGGCCAUGUUUAGCAUGCCCAUGGCAGAAGGGACCCCGCUGCAUAUGGAAAUGAAUUAUCCAGCUUUGGAUGCUUUUAUCUUCUUCUUUUAUAGAGCCACCGUUAAUCAAGCUGUCCUCAGGAAUCACUUGGUUGAGCUUCUGCAAGCAGCAGACAAGUAUGGUAUUGAAGCAUUGAAAUCACUUUGUGAACAAGAAAUUCUGCAGUCUCUAAAUCCCACCAAAGUGCUAGUCACCUAUGUUGUUGGCUGGAGACACAAUUCUGAUGUUGUGAAAGAGGGAGUAAUCGACUAUGCGGCAAAGGAAGUUGAUGACGUGUCAGCACUUGAAGGGUAUGAUACAUUCUCCAAAAAAUGUCCCGAGGCAGUCAUGGAGCUUUAUGAUGGGGUAGUGAAGCGGUUAAAGCGUAAACAUCCUCGUCAAGAACCCUUGUCAACGCUUCAAGAUGAGACCUGCACAGCUGAUGAUACUGAAUCAGAACACUCCGUCAAAAGGUUGAAGAGCCUACAGGGGAAUGAACCGUGCGCCUAUGUAGACAAGGACAUGGACACUCGUGAGCGGGCGUCACCACUUGUUGAGCCGACUGGUGACUGGUGAUCAUGAGGCCUCUGUUAACAUUCGAAUUCCAUGCAAGAAGGCUGGCACCCUCAGAAGCGAGCACUUCAUAUCAUGCGAACAAUUUUUCCCUGGCUUCUCUAGGUGAGCUUCAGACUGACUGUCCCUUAGGCUAGUGUGAACUUAGAGAUUUCCAGUCCUCUCAGAACAGGGGCUAAUUUUUGUAUAAUUUUCCUAUGACAGGGCAUGUAUCUAAUGUGUCAUACUUUUCCAUCAAAUGAAUUAGUCAGGUAUAAAUUCUUCAUUAACGCCCUUAGAUUGUUGGUAUAUAGAGGGGUGAAAAUCAGACCAGCUAGGUUUUCUAAGAGCUUCAAUGAGAACUAAAUUAAUGUUCCAUCUCAUGGUACCAGAUACCAUAUACAUCUUACUCCAAUCAUUCUUUGCGGAUCAUUCAUGUGGUCAAACAUCCCAA